Messenger RNA from Aspergillus sclerotioniger CBS 115572, 678 nucleotides. RefSeq lists its product as uncharacterized. The record is from RefSeq and is a predicted model, not a curated record. Lineage: Eukaryota; Fungi; Ascomycota; Eurotiomycetes; Eurotiales; Aspergillaceae. The coding region runs from base 341 to 550 and encodes 69 amino acids. The transcript has a single exon.
CAACUAACAUCCUCCCAUUAGUGCCUUUCACAGGACCCUUCCAUCAAACUGCUCCAGCCAGUGGUAAGCGCAUGAGCCCUAGUGCGUUGGGCCUUAGCUGCAGCGGCCUGCACUAAUCAAUUCCCCGAUCCCUGAGGGUCUGGAUAAUCGGCACAUCCUUCGUUGCUGGUGCCACUGUCGGCGACCCUGAGGGAAUUUUUUUUCUUCUCUCUGUCCCACGAUGGGCGGGUCAUCCUUCCAUCUCACUCUGAUUCCUUUCGGUCUCGAGACUACCUAACUAGGGUAUGCUUAGGCAACAGCAUUGAAGGGUAGGGCCGUUUUUUGCGCCCCAAGGUUACAGAUGAAAGCUCUAGAGUGGAUUGCUAGUGAAGAGGGAGGGUUAGACAGGCCAUUGAGCCGACGCAACCUUGAGCCAAAGCUAGAUACUACUAAAGUUGAAGCUGGCCAGCUGCCCGUGCGGUUGAUGUGCCGACGGUCCAAUGGCCGGCUGGUCCGCUGCACAUGGGCGCCUGGCUCGUUCCCGACUGUCGCGCCUGCAGAAAAAAAGUAAUAAACAUACAAAAAAGAAGAAAAAAAGAAAGAAGGGUUCGCUUGGAUUCUAGGAAGAAUAGACUGGGUCCGCGAUGAGGGACAAAUGCUGGGGCUGUGCUUUGGUGAAGCACGGGGAGAGCGACGGAG